UAAUUUACCUUUUUAGUUAUGGACUCAUCUACACUCGCGAGACUGCACGAGAGGAACGUGGACACUGCGUUCCAAGAUGGCGGCUUUCUGAAACAAAAUUCACGCAGGAGAAACGUUUUACAAGAUUUUGCCCCGCAAGCGGGUUAUACUGACCUAUUUUAUCACUGGUUGAGAACAUAAGAUAACAGUCCCACCAUGGCUGGCCUGCAGACCUGGGUUAACGACCAGCUGUAUGAUAUCCUGGGGAUGAGUGACAAGUACGUGGGACAGUACCUCAUCGGGCUGGCCGAGAAGUCCGCCAAUGCAGCCGACUUCGUGGAGAGGAUACGCCAGACGGGAACCAUCGACAUCGACGAGCCCAUCACCAAGUUUGCUCACGAGUUGUACAAGAAGGUCCCUAAGAAGGCCACAGCGAAGGUGUCCCAGUCACGACUUAAGGAGCAGGCAGCCAUCGCCAUGCAGCAGAAAAACGCUUCGUACCGUCUCCUGUCCGACAGCGAGGAGGAGGUCACGGAGGUCAAGACCAAGUCCAAGAAGCGGAAGAAGGAAGGGAAGGAGAAGAAGAGGAAACAGCUGAGGACAAGGAGGGAGGAGAGCAGUGAAAGUGAGAGUGACCAUGGAAGGGCCAUGUCUCCAGUGAAGAAGAAGGGAGACUCGGACUCAGACAUGGAUGAGUGGGAGAGGGAAGAGAAGGAACGAUUGAGAGACUUGGAGGAGAGAGAUGCCUUUGCGGAAAGACUGAAGGAAAAAGACAAGGAGAAGACUCGCAACAUCAUGGAAAGGAGCGACAAGAAGGCGUAUGAAGAAGCCCAGAAGAGACUUAAGAUGGCAGAGGAGGACAGAAAGAAGAUGCUCCCUGAGCUGAGGAAGAAGUCUCGUCGGGACUACCUGAAGAAACGGGAGGUGGACAAGCUGGAUGAACUGGAGGCUGAUGUGAUGGAUGAAGAGUACCUCUUCUCAGAGACCAAACUGACAGCCCGAGAGAAGAAGGAGUUAGAGUACAAGAAGAAGGUCCUGUCCCUGGCUAAGGAACAUAAGAAGGCAGGAGAUGUGGAGAAGGUGCAGAGGUACUACAUGCCUGAGGACAAGAAGAAAGAUGUAGGUAAGUACUCCUACGUAGAACCUGAGGAAGAAGAAAAAGGCCCAGGUUCAGAGCAGAAGCGAUGGGAGGAGGAACACCUGAACACUGCAGUCAUGAGGUUCGGAGCCAGGGAUGCUAAACAGAAGAUGAAGGAGAAAACUCAGGAGAAAGACUAUGAGCUGCUGGUUGAGGAUGACAUGAUCGACUUUGUGAGCGCGGUGACGAUGAGGGGAACUAUCGACACUAAGGAGAGUCAGCCUUCUUUCUCAGCAGCGGAGAGGAAAGCCCAGUCUAUCAAGGAGGUGAAGGAGAGUCUACCAGUCUUCAAGUACAGAGAGGGGCUGCUCCAGGCUAUCAAGGAACACCAGGUGUUGAUCAUCGAGGGUGAGACGGGUUCCGGUAAGACGACCCAGAUCCCCCAGUACCUGUACGAGGACGGGUACUGCCAGGGCGGGAUGAAGAUCGGAUGUACGCAACCUCGCCGUGUGGCCGCCAUGAGUGUCGCUGCUCGCGUAUCCGAAGAGCUGGGCUUCAAACUCGGCAAUGAGGUUGGAUACAGCAUCCGAUUUGAGGACUGCACAUCAGAGAGAACAGUCCUGAAGUACAUGACGGACGGCAUGCUACUCAGAGAGUUUCUGGGUGAGCCAGAUGUGUCUAGCUACAGUGUUCUGAUCAUCGACGAAGCUCACGAGAGAACUUUGCACACAGACAUCCUGUUCGGACUGGUCAAGGACAUCGCGAGAUUCCGACCGGACUUGAAACUCCUCAUAUCCAGCGCCACCAUGGACUGCGAGAAGUUCUCGGAAUUCUUCGACAAUGCUCCGAUCUUCCGCAUCCCCGGAAGAAGGUUCCCGGUAGACAUCUUGUAUACCAAAGCACCGGAGGCGGAUUAUCUAGAUGCGUGCGUCGUUUCCGUGCUACAGAUCCACGUGACACAACCGGACGGUGACAUUCUCGUGUUUCUCACAGGCCAGGAAGAGAUCGAGACAGCCAACGAGAUGUUAACGGAACGCACGCGGAAACUCGGGUCGAAGAUCAAAGAGCUGCUGAUCCUCCCUAUCUACGCUAACCUCCCAUCGGACAUGCAGGCGAAGAUCUUCGAGCCAACUCCGCCGGGAGCACGGAAAGUCGUUUUAGCGACAAACAUUGCUGAGACGUCUCUUACGAUUGAUGGAAUCGUGUACGUGAUCGACCCCGGCUUCUGUAAGCAGAAGAGCUACAACGCAAGAACGGGGAUGGAGUCGCUCAUCGUGACCCCCGUUUCCAAGGCGUCAGCCAAUCAGAGAGCGGGGAGAGCGGGUCGCGUUGCGCCAGGAAAGUGUUUCCGACUCUACACAGCGUGGGCGUACAAGAAUGAACUCGAAGACACGACGGUCCCCGAGAUCCAGAGAACGAACUUGGGAAAUGUUGUUCUGUUGCUGAAGAGUCUGGGCAUCAACGAUCUGAUUCACUUCGACUUCAUGGAUCCACCUCCGCACGAGACCUUGGUGCUCGCCCUUGAGCAGCUGUACGCGCUUGGCGCUCUGAACCACCGCGGCGAGCUCACGAAACUUGGACGCAAGAUGGCAGAGUUCCCCGUCGACCCCAUGCUGUCGAAGAUGAUCAUCGCAGCAGAACAGUACAAGUGUGUGGAGGAGAUCCUGACCAUCACAGCCAUGCUGAACGUGCAGGGGUCGAUCUUCUACCGCCCGAAGGACAAGGCCGUCCACGCCGACAACGCUCGUCAGAACUUCUUCAACAUGGCGGGGGAUCACCUCACACUCAUGAAUGUGUACAAUGAGUGGCAGGAGACAGAGUUCUCGACCCAGUGGUGUUACGAGAACUUCAUCCAGUGGCGAGCCCUGCGGCGGGCGCGGGACGUUCGCGACCAGCUGGCCGGGCUGAUAGAGCGGGUGGAGAUCGAACCAACCAGCAGCCCCGACGAUACCACAGCCAUCAGGAAGGCUAUCACAUCAGGAUUUUUCUACCACACUGCUCGCCUGAGUAAGAGCGGACAGUACAAGACGGUGAAACACCAGCAGACUGUGAUGAUCCACCCCAACAGCUGCCUGUUCCAGGAGCAGCCUCGAUGGAUCAUCUACUUCGAACUGGUCUUCACGACUAAGGAGUACAUGAGACAGGUGAUAGAGAUUGAGAACUCCUGGCUGUUGGAGGUUGCUCCUCACUACUACAAGGGGAAGGAGCUGGAAGACAACUCGGGAAAGAAGAUGCCCAAGACGGUGGGGAAGACUCGUGAGGAGCUCAAGCCUCUGGGAGUGUGAAGUCCAAGCAGAUUUUUUACCUAAAACUGUAUAAAGGACUGGCAAAAAAAAGUAGUUUUCCACACUAACAUCUGCUUGAAAAUUACUUGCUAUUUGAAAGACACUGUCAGACUGUAUAGAGGUGUUAAAAAUGCCACUGUGACAAUGACAAAUGUAUGUCACAUCUCUUGGUUUCUUACAAUAACACAAUAUACAAUGUACAUUCCUAAAUGUAAAGAGAAGUUGUGAAAGAGAUAGCAAACUUGAAGGGACAUCUAAGGAAGCGUAUUGGAAAGGUGAUUUGGAAAUGGUCUCUAUCAUCCUUUAGUCUUUGAAAUUGACUGUGGAGCAAAUAAUAUCUAAUGAUCAUUAAGGUAACAUGAUUAUCUGCUUUUGAAUUUCUGUAUACUUUGACUAACUACCAGUGAUCCAAUUAAAGUCUAUAGAUAUUUGGUGUAGACUUUGAUUUGGGGAUAUAGGUAUAUCUUUUUCAGGGUUUCCCAAAUUAAACAAAAUUGGCUGUGUUAGGCCUUGUACAUGCAUGGCAACAUAUCAGGAUCUGUGAUACUGAGGUUUCCAGAGUUGUUUUGUAUAGUUUAUAUUGAUAGCAACAUCCUGAAAUAGUUAUCUUACAAUCACUGCUCGUAUAAAUAUCUAGUGUAUUGGGAGUAAAUUUGGAUGCAUUCUUUUGUUCCACAUGCUGAGAACCCUGACGGUGUAAAUAAAACAUUUGAUAAAGACAUCUGUAAGCUGUGUUCAGUAAAGCUGUGUACUAGAAAACUGUACUUUGCCAUGAGUUUCAUACUUAUCUUGGAAUGUACACAUUACAUAAUAAUGUACAGUAUGGAAUUUAAAAUAAACAAUCCAUGUGAAUACAUAUCAGGACUACUGGUAUGUGCAAUUGUAAGAGUAGAUUCAUACCUCAAGCUACCGACAUCUUGCACACAUAUCAGGGCUACUGGUAUAUCAAGAACUAAAAGGCAAUAAAAACAAGGCACU
Molecule: messenger RNA, 4320 nt
Organism: Branchiostoma floridae (Florida lancelet)
Lineage: Eukaryota; Metazoa; Chordata; Leptocardii; Amphioxiformes; Branchiostomatidae
Product: pre-mRNA-splicing factor ATP-dependent RNA helicase DHX16-like
Exons: 16
Coding region: 196-3342 (1048 amino acids)
Cellular component (GO): intracellular anatomical structure; catalytic step 2 spliceosome
Molecular function (GO): RNA binding; ATP binding
Source: RefSeq, a predicted model, not a curated record